AUGGAACUCGUCUAUCGGUUCCGCUCUUCUGCUGCAGCAAAUGUUGACUCGGCAACCCUUCAAUCUGCCAGCAUACGAGCUCUCUCUUCAUGGUCAGCUGUGAGUAACUUCAGGUUUAGAGUACCAACAUCGUUUAGAGAAAUUAAUGACAUUAUGAUGCGAUUCCACAGGCUCGUUCAUGGUGGUGGUAAUCCUUUUGAUGGCCCUUUAGGAGUUCUCGGUCAUGCUUCUGGACCAGAUGGUGAAGAGGCUCAUCUGGAUGCAGACGAAAACUGGAGCUCUAAUCCUGACCAAAGCAUGAUUGAUUUAGAAUCAUUAUGUCUUCAUGAACUUGGGCAUGUUUUAGGGCUUGGUCAUAGCUCGGACACAAAUGCAGUUAUGUUUUCUGGCAUUGGAGGUGGACAACAAAAGAGGAAACCAACUACAGACGAUAUUAAUGCGAUAAGUGCAUUAUAUAGUUGA
This is a messenger RNA of Papaver somniferum (opium poppy), 462 nucleotides long. Its product is annotated as metalloendoproteinase 1-like. Gene Ontology annotation, molecular function: zinc ion binding; metalloendopeptidase activity. Gene Ontology annotation, biological process: proteolysis; extracellular matrix organization; collagen catabolic process. The coding region runs from base 1 to 462 and encodes 153 amino acids. The record is from RefSeq and is a predicted model, not a curated record. NCBI's taxonomy places the organism in Eukaryota, Viridiplantae, Streptophyta, Magnoliopsida, Ranunculales, Papaveraceae. The transcript has a single exon. Gene Ontology annotation, cellular component: extracellular matrix.